Molecule: messenger RNA, 6653 nt
Organism: Leptidea sinapis
Lineage: Eukaryota; Metazoa; Arthropoda; Insecta; Lepidoptera; Pieridae
Gene: Imp
Product: insulin-like growth factor 2 mRNA-binding protein 1
Exons: 9
Coding region: 404-2035 (543 amino acids)
Biological process (GO): nervous system development; regulation of gene expression
Cellular component (GO): nucleus; cytoplasm; cytosol
Molecular function (GO): mRNA 3'-UTR binding
Source: RefSeq, a predicted model, not a curated record
CGCGGGCCGCAACCAUGAUGAGACCGGCCGCUGAGCAACUCAGUCGCGCACGUCACAUCACUCAGUCGGGUAGCUAUAGCAGCUAGUCGCCGUAGUCGGUUCAAACCCAGCUUGCGAAUCGCGACCCACACGUGCUCCCCGUCCAAUAUACACGCUAACUCGCCUCGCUAGUUGCUUCCCAGUAUAAUAUUAUAUAAUAGAUUAGCAACAACAAACCACCUUUGACCUUGCUGAACGGCUGGCAGCACGUGCUCGCAGUCGCCACGGUUAUUUCAGUCUGUUCAAACUGAAAAAAAAAAAUUUGGUGUUGCGCUAGUGACUGGUGAUUAUAACGGUAACCAGACCAAAACCAACCUCACCUACCUCUUAGUGCCUGUGUUAGUGUUAAAGUAUCGUGUUAGAUAUGUCUAACUCCUUGGAGCAGCAGUUUGCCGACCUGAGUCUAUCACAGGAGGAGCAUGAUCAAAUGUACGAGCAUGAGGACCACCAGGACAGCCGUUCGUCGAAGGUUCUGAUCAGCGGGCUGCCGCUGCACGUGCGCUUCGACAACAUCGAGCCUCUGCUGGCGACAUACGGGAACGUGCAGCAGUGCGACAAGGCGCACUCGCGCGACCCCAACUGCCAGGCUGUCUACAUCACGUUUGAGACGCCGGACCAGGCGCAGCAAGCCAUAAACUUGCUGAAUGGAUACGAGGUGGAGGGUCGCGCCAUGAAAGUGGAGGGAGUUGAUUCGGGCCCGCGCGGCGGUCGCCGUGGGCGGCCAGGUGGCGGGCGCGGCGGCCCCGGCGCCGGUGGCGCGCGCCCCACGGACUUCCCGCUGCGGCUGCUGGUGCAGAGCGACAUGGUGGGCGCCAUCAUCGGCCGCCAGGGGAGCACCAUCCGCCUCAUUACUCAGCAGAGCCGCGCGCGCGUCGACGUGCACCGCAAGGACAACGUGGGCUCCUCGGAGAAGGCCAUCACAAUCUAUGGCAACCCGGAAAACUGCACCAAUGCCUGCAAGCGCAUCCUCGAGGUUAUGCAGCAGGAGGCCAACAAUACUAAUAAGGGGGAGAUUUGUCUGAAGAUUUUAGCCCAUAAUAACCUGAUUGGGCGAAUCAUCGGCAAGGGCGGCAACACAAUAAAGCGUAUCAUGCUGGAGACAGACACAAAAAUCACCGUGUCUUCCAUAAAUGACAUCAACAGCUUCAACCUCGAGCGCAUCAUCACCGUGAAGGGCAGCAUUGAGAACAUGGCCAAGGCCGAGUCGCAGAUAUCCGCCAAGUUGCGCCAGAGCUACGAGAAUGAUCUGCAGGUGCUUGCACCUCAGAGCAUAAUGUUCCCGGGGUUGCACCCAAUGGCGAUGAUGUCCACACGCGGCUAUUGCGGCGCCCCACCCCCGUUCCCGCCGCCGAUCUAUGCGCCGCUUGGCUCGCAAGGAGCGCAGCAGGGCGCUGGUGACUCCCAGGAUGCACAGGAAACCACAUACCUGUAUAUACCGAACAACGCGGUGGGCGCUAUCAUCGGCACGAAGGGAUCGCACAUCCGUAACAUUAUCCGAUUUAGUAACGCGUCUGUGAAGAUCGCGCCGUUGGAACAAGACAAGGCGGAGGGAGCCGGUGCGGCCGCGGCUAUGGCAGCAUCUGCUGCUCAGGAGCGCAAGGUGACGAUUGUGGGCAGCCCCGAGGCGCAGUGGAAGGCGCAAUAUCUUAUCUUUGAGAAGAUGCGAGAGGAGGGCUUCAUGUCGGGAUCCGAUGAUGUGAGACUCACCGUCGAAAUUGUUGUCGCUUCUUCGCAGGUGGGGCGCAUCAUCGGCAAGGGUGGCCAGAACGUCCGUGAGCUGCAACGCGUGACCGGCUCGCUGAUCAAGUUGCCCGAGCAGGCGCUGCCCAGUGCGUCGGAUCACGAGACAACUGUGCACAUUGUGGGGCCCUUCUACAGCGUCCAGUCGGCGCAGCGCCGCAUCCGCGCAAUGGUGGCCCAGGCCACGGCGCCGAGCCGCCAUCGCCGCAACAACCUGCCGCCGCCGCAGCAGAACCAAGCACCGCAGCAACAAUAAAACAAACGCACACCGAAUACAUCGCCGCCGGCCCGCACCAACAAACAACGCAACAUGUGAACCACCGACUCUGAAUACGCUCGCGUUACGACCGCGCUCAAUGGCGGUAGGAUAGGAAUAUUUUAUACAGACUAUAUUCUGUAUGAUGCAUAAUAUGUAUAGCAUUGGGACCAUCAUUGUGGGAAAUACAAUUGAGCAGGCUGCCUCCUCCUCGUCUCAUCAGCACGGUCGUUGUGCGAGCAUAGGUAGAUCUUUUCUCCCCUCCGACAGCUCCUCCCCCUCGCUCGUUGUUAAUCAGGUAUUAUUAUCUUAGUAUAGAAUAUUGUAAUGAAGCAGAUUUAUCCCGCAAUGAAUAUAUUAAUGUUGAUUCGGUUUGCUCCGCAAAAUGUGAGUUUCGAGUAUUUAUUUAUUUUUAGCAACUAGUAGAUUCCUUAGUUUCUGCAAUAACAAGUCUUCUAGUUAACACAGUAUUAUAACAUUAGUUCAGUUAUUUUUUAUGUAUAGUAUAUUUAAUUUCACUGUCAUUAUAUGUUCGGUAUACACAUUUUGCGGUUAAGCCGGAUGAUUCUAUAUUAUAAUAUAUAUUUUUCAUAUACACUAUUAUUUUUCAUAGUAAACAGUUAACCAUGAGAUGUUUUUAAGUGUUAUAUUGUUUCCAUAGCAUAUUAUGUUAAUGAUGUCUGGUUGAUAGUGGUCAUUACUGUCAGACUAUACAAGUUUCCUAUGCUAUGUGUUCCCUCAAUGCAAUGUCUAUAAAAUAGUUGCAGUAAGCUCGACUAUAAUAUUUAUAAUAACACCUGGACAAUGCCAUAUGGAUUCCAUCCCCACUACCCCCAAUGAGCAAGCAACAUAAUGUGGUUAUCUGUUGAGGUGUCUGUUAUGUAUUUUGCUUAUUGGGGUGAGGUGAUCCAUUAUAGUUGUAGCUCGAGUAACCAAUAGUUAUGGAUGCUUUUGUUCACUUAUAUACAUAUAUACACAUGUUGAUAGCAAUAGUUAGUAUUACAACACAGUUUUUAUACAAACGAGAUGAGUUAUAUUGUUUUGUUAUAGAACUAAUAGAUUAAUCUGUUAAUGAACUGUUAUAUUGGAUGUUAGGUGCGUGGGUUUGCGUCUCUAUAUAUAACAGGAAGCGGUUGGAUCGGUGGUGCUACACUCGCCGGGCUGCGUGGGCCUCGCUGGGUGGGGCACCAUUGAUCAACAAAAAUAAUACAUAUACACCUACACAACUCGGACUUUCUGCGGCUGCUCUAGAGCCACCACAUUAAAUAAUCAUGGUACGAUUAAUUAUUAAGUGAUAUUUGUUGAUCGUUUCUUUGUGAUUGUCUUUGUUAAGCUUUUUUGUAACGGUAUGUUGACGUCGACGCCGUCACUAGGCGGAGUCGCGGGCGGCGCUAGUACGCCAAGUGUAGAUUUGUGUUAUAAUUGUGCCAAGUGAGAUAUUUAAUUGAGAGAUUAAGAUUUAAGUGAAAGAUAUCAAAAUUAUUGAGAAUCUUCUUAGGUGUUUAUAAUUAUAAAUGUGAUAAUAAUAUAUGGAAGUCUCGGUGAAACGUUGGGAAUGUUUCACAGUAGUAUGGUUACAUCUCGUCUUAGUUUUAUUGAAUUAAUUGUAUAGGUGGCGGCGAGAAGCCAGGCGCCAACAUGAUACCUGCGAUUGUUACUAAGUGACCUCCGCGCCGCGGUCGCCCAACUUGCCGGACGGCUGUACCCGAUCCACUUCCACAUAUUAUUAAUAAUGUAUAAUAUCUCUCGCAAUUGGCACGAAGUAUCCAGCUUAGCACCGACUUAUUUCUACCUACUAUUCCAUGCACAACAAUGGAUUGUUUUACCACUUAAUACAUACAACAGAAGAUAGACACGUCAAUUGACCGAAGGUUUUCGUUACAUCUCUCGAUUUGACAUAUAAUAUGAGGCAGGUAUGCUAGCUACCUGCUCCAUUAAUAUCAGCUAUUGUAUACAAAUAGCAGCGAGAAAAGUGUGAUGCGUCCUAACAAUAAUGACAGUUGGAGACAUUUUCUUGUCUGACAUUAUUGUUGAACGUGACAGAAAGUAAAUAGCCAUUGCCGAAAAAUACGGUUGAAGGGGUGACUCGCGUUAAUUAAUGUACUUGAUUGUAUCAGAGCGGGACUUGCUAGACACCGAGUUAUUCCUUCAUCCAUCCUCACUGCAUGCUAUUUGUAAAUGUGUCCGAACAUUUUGUACAUGGACAUGGGUACAAAAAACCCAGAGGUAAAUAUUCCAUAUAGGUCUUAAAGAAGAAAAUUAUUUUCAUCCAAUGGUAACACUGCGUGAAUCCUUUUGGGUUUUUUUUUAUAAAUGAAUGUUCAUAUGAAGUGUGGAGUACAGAGGUAAAAAGUACUUAAAGCAGCACCAAACUGUGUUUCCCAUCGGCACACAUACACGAAUCACAUUCCACUGUGUACGUUAUUAUUUAAUAAUAUUAUUAAUAAUAACCCGAGACUGUGACGUGAAUGACUGUCGGCCGCUCGAGCGACGCGCCGCUCAUUCACUGGUCACAGUGUACUGCGACGCAGCGCCCGGACCUCGGACACGUCGACUGGUCGGCGCGGCCGCGGCGGGCACUGCUCUCGUCUCGACGCGGGCGUGACUAACUCGGAAUGCAUCGUCUCGAUGCUGUAGUUUCUCAUAUAUUAAUUUCUUUUAUUUCAACCACCGAUAGCGCUACACUUUGGCGAGGUGUUUUAUAGGCUUAAGGUCUUUUUAAGUAUUUUUUUUUGUAUAAAAAUCUGUUUUGUUUUAGUAUUUGAGGUUUGCAUGAGGGUUAAUUUAGAUUGGUCUCGAGAACGGCUGUUCAAACCGCGACACUCCUUUAUUUACUAAUUGAACUAAUUUGUAUCGAGUGGUGUUGCGUAUUAUCUUACGAUGAUUAUUCGUGCUCACAGAAUUAAGAUGAAAAACUGAAUAGCAGUUGAUAACAUAGGUAGCGCACAUAAAGAGCGGCGCGGUUUGUCAGUUACUAUGUUGUUACAGUCACCAUUGUCACACAGCGAAAGCAAUCGGAAACCUUUGAAUAAGAUAAUAGUGUGACGUUAUAACAUCGCAGUGGUCUCGAGAUGUUGCGAUUGAUGCUCUAGGCAGGCGUCGGGAACGAUCGCGAUGCGGGGACUAGAUAUUAUAUAUAGGCGAGGCUCGAGGUCGCUCCCACUCAUAGACGGCUUACUAUGGCUAUGUCGCUUGAAGACGCUUAACGACGCUUGGCCGUUACAAGUGCUGAUCUGUUCCAUAUUACCCGCGUCGCGUUCAUCCGCCCGUGGGCCCAAUACUUCGACACAGGUGAUCAGAAAAAGCAUUUGAAACGGGCACGUGUCGUUCAGCCCUGUUAUAGCAUUGCCCACGGGCAGAAGAAUAUUUGAAUAGUUUUUAGUUGAUUAUUUGUAUUGUUGUGAAAUAGUGCUAAGUUUGCGGGCAUGGGCGGGCGUGGCCAGAGACUGAAUUACACCCGCCGCUGUUCCGCCCAGCGCCCGCUUCAUUUUAUCCCCUCCCCUCCUCCUCCUAGGUCCUGCCCGCGUAUGCCCAAUCCUCGGCCUCAGUUUCUUAACCUGAAUACGACCGUGCUAUGUCCGCAUAUGUUGUUAUACCUAGUUUUUGCGUCGAUUUAACAUCGAUUUAAUUUACAAAUGGUGCAGACGGUUAAAAGUAGGCAAGUGUCUCGCGAAAUAGCUGGACGGCAGGUCGGCGCAGGUUUAAGGAGCGCAGUCGGUUGAGUGGUUGUGUCGCAUGUCCUCGCUCACCACACAAAUCACCCGCUAUCCAUGUAUCGCUAUCAUUCUUGAGCACAGCCCGCAGAGGACAGCGAGGCCUGCGGAUAUGCAAGCACCCACUGUCUCUGUAGUUGUACUGUCAUAUAUUAUUUCUAUAAGAACUUAUUUUAAUUUGUAAUGUGUGUAAUCCCAUAAAUGUGUAUUGAUUAUAAUAGCAUGUGAUUGAAUUUUAUUAAUUUUGCAUCAUUUUAUUAAGAAUUAUUUUAAUUGAAUGAUUGAAGGUAUUCUGAAAUAUGAAUACAAUAUAGAGUUAUAGUAUAUUGUGUAAUAUUGAAUAGUAAAUGUUUACGUAUGAAUAAGUUGAGGCCAGCGCGUAUUCUUGUUGUUGCUUCUCAAUAUCGUCUUUAAGAUCCAGUGUACCAUUUAUAAGAUUACUUUUCGUUUACCACCCACGUACAGUUGAGUGCAAAGAUAUCGUUGUGUAAAUGUUUUAAUAUGAUCGAAACGAGACUUAAAAUUAUUGCAUAGCAAAGACUCAAAAACCAUUUCACGAUCUAAUUACGAUUCUGUCAACUAGGAAACAAGAAACGGAAAGAUUGAGUCAAACAAGAUACGUGUUGACAGUAUUUUGUAUUGCCAUUUGAUAUUUAGCACUUGAUUGUGUCACCACCAAGUUACACCUAAAAAUUGUCUUUUACUCUUAUUUUAUUGCCUAUUUUCUUUUUGUAAUUGGUAUAAGUUCUGAAACUAAUAACUACCUCAAUAUUACUAAAUGAUAUAAUAAUUAUCUUCGCAUGUUUUUUGGAACUGAAAUUUCAAUAUAGAUUAAGAGCUAUUCUACAGUAAUAGUAUAUUGUCAAAAUUAGGUUUCUUAAUGUAAUAAAAUCUAUGGAAUUUGA